This is a messenger RNA of Hyaloperonospora brassicae, 867 nucleotides long. The record is from the annotation of a GenBank genome assembly. Lineage: Eukaryota; Oomycota; Peronosporomycetes; Peronosporales; Peronosporaceae.
AUGCUACCUCCUGGAACGUUCCAGGGCAAAAUCGCGCUCGUCACUGGUGGGGGCACUGGCUUGGGCAAAGGCAUUGCCACGAAACUGUCCGAUCUCGGCGCGACGGUUGCGAUCCUGAGUCGUAAACGGGAAGUCGUGGCAGCCACAGCUCAAGAGAUUCAGGCGCUCACAGGGAACAAGACCAUUGCACUCACUGGCGACGUCCGUGACGCUGAGCAAGUGAAGAAGGCACUGGACGAACUGGCCCACGUGGCCGGCGUGCCGACCGUUGUGGUGAACAAUGCCGCGGGCAAUUUCAUCUCUCCGUUUGAGCGGCUGAAUGCCAAAGGGUUUGGCACUAUUGUCGAUAUUGUGCUCAAAGGCACAGCCAAUGUGACGCUCGAGGCGGGCAAGCGCAUGAUCCAGGAGGGACACCCGGGCGUGUUUCUAAACAUUACGACCACGUAUGCUGAGACGGGCUCGGGUUACGUUGUGCCGUCGGCCGCAGCGAAAGCUGGGGUUAGCGCAAUGAUCAAGUCAUUAGCGGUGGAGUGGGGCAAGUACGGUAUUCGUUUUGUGGGCAUUGCACCCGGUCCGAUCAAGACGAAAGGCGCGUUCGAUCGACUUGAUCCCUCGGGCGCGUUUGAGGAAAUUAUGCUGCAAAACAACCCGCUCAAGCGCUUCGGAGAAGUGGACGAGCUGGCCAACUUGGCUUCGUACAUGACGAGCGACUAUGCCAGCUGGCUCAAUGGCGAGAUCGUUCGCUUUGACGGUGGUGAAACGGUUGCCAAUGCUGGCGAGUUCAACAUGUUUGGCUCGGUCAGCAGCGAAAAAUGGGACGACUUGGAAGCUGCGAUUCGUGACUCCAACGCCAAGAGCAAAAGGUGA